Molecule: messenger RNA, 5921 nt
Organism: Salvelinus namaycush (lake trout)
Lineage: Eukaryota; Metazoa; Chordata; Actinopteri; Salmoniformes; Salmonidae
Product: SH3-containing GRB2-like protein 3-interacting protein 1
Exons: 23
Coding region: 1-3096 (1031 amino acids)
Biological process (GO): clathrin-dependent endocytosis; clathrin coat assembly
Cellular component (GO): cytoplasm; plasma membrane; clathrin-coated pit
Source: RefSeq, a predicted model, not a curated record
AUGGGGAACAGGCCAAUGAACCGGGGGGAAAGUUUACGGGACUCCGCCCAGAGGGGCAGGUCCCAGGUGGAGCCAUACCCUCUGCCCGAGCAGAUAGUGUGGAGCAGGGGUUCGGUGGCGAUCUGCUUGUCGCCUAUACCUGGAAGUGGUCUUCAACAGAGCGGUCCGUCUCUCUUCCAGGCGGUGGGAGAAGAAGGCGCAGGGAUGCAGCUUAAGGUCCCAGGCAAAACAUUGGGACAGAACCGGCCCCAAUCCGACAUCCGAAGCAUCGGCCUCCUCCACGAACUGACGGGAAGGGUCCGGAUGAACCAGGAUCGGAGCCGUGGUGAAGCGGUGUUUAAGGUCCCAGAACGCCUGGUCAGCGCCGUGGACCACGUGAACGGAACCUUGGUAGAGAUGAGGGCAGGACUGAAAAAACGUACCAGGAAGGCCUUCGGGUUACGAAAGAAAGAGAAGGAUACAGAUUUCACGGGCUCACCUGACAAAGAUGGAGUAAGUACGCGAAAGAAAAAGACCAACGGGGCUCCAAAUGGCUAUUAUGGGGAGAUUGAUUGGGAUCGAUAUGCAACUCCAGAUGUGGAUGCUGAGGGCUUCAGUCUCAGACCCGGAGAGGAGGGGGAAACCAAAGGCAAGCAGCACUUAUUCUCCUCCAGCGACUCGGAGGACGAGGACGACAAGAGGAAGUUCAAGAUCAAGAUCAAGCCGUUGCCUGCCGACACUGCCAAGUGUGCCGUCCCAUCUAUGGACGAACUGAAAGCUUCAGUUGGGGGCUUGGCUCUAUCUCCCUCUCUGGGCUCGAUAAAGAGACACCUGUCUUGUGAGGAGAUUGCCAGACCCAGACGCUCCACCCCUACGCCAAGCCCCGCCCCCGAGACGCAAAGUGAGAGAGUAUCCCAGAGUCGCAGAGCAUCCCCAGCUUUCUUCGGGCUUCCCCCGGAGACGACCUAUGAGACACACAGAUAUGAUAGCAACAGAAAUGAUGGUGAAGAGAUUGCCAGACCCAUACGCUCCACCCUUACGCCAAGCCCCGCCCUCGAGACACAAAGUGAGAGAGUAUCCCAGAGUCGCAGAGCAUCCCCAGCUUUCUUCGGGCUUCCCCCGGAGACGACCUAUGAGACACACAGAUAUGAUAGUAACAGAAAUGAUGCUGAUUUACCCAAUGGGAGAAUAGUCCCAAGCCCCAACCCUAUCUACCUGAAUGUCCAAUCCCCAGCCUCGUACAGAGGUUCCCCUGUGCCUGAUCUGGAAAACGUGUUCGGCCCUAUGGAAUCUUCCCAGACUAGUGAGGACAGGGCCUCGCCCCGAUGGAUCAGCUUCAACAGCGAGAGACCGCCCCCACCAGACGAACCGGCCCCGCCUCCGCCCUCUGCCUCUCCUCCUUCCGACUCGCCCCACUCCCUUCUUUCCACCCCAGACUCCCCCUGCCUCUCCCCGGGCCCCCCUCCGGAUGAGCCUCCCCCCUCCCCGCCGCCCUUCUCCUCUCCCCCCGACUCUCCCAUCUCCAUUAUCUCUAUUCCUCCUCCAGAUGAACCCGUUCCUCCCCUGCCUCCCGACUUCUCCCCCCCGGACUCUCCGCCAUGCAUCGGCAUCGAUCCUAGCCUGUUUUUGGAUGAUGAGAUACUGGGGUACUCCCCUGCUCCCUCUGGCUCACUGGGGUACUCCCCUGCUCCCUCUGGCUCACUGGAGUACUCCCCUGCCCCUACCAGUCCCAUCCCUCCCCCCCUGCCUGUGGAGCGCUACCCUCGGGCGGGUGUCCCUUCCCCUCUGGCGUUCCUGAGGGAAGAGCAGCCUGACUAUAUGGCCUCGCCUCUUGGGCUGACCCCGGGCUUCAGGGGCACGCCGCCCCCACUCCCCCCGCUCACCUACAGGUCCAUGGUGUCCUCCCCCGGACCCUGCCCAGGCAGCGGCUCCUCCUCUCCAGCUCGUCCUUCCACGCCCCUGUCAGGAGGCAGUCCAAUCCCUCCCCCUCUUCCUACAAGGCCCUCCUCUCGACCCAAACUGCCCCCUGGGAAACCAAUAGGAGACCUGACUCGACCCUUCAGCCCCCCAGUCUCCGGCAGCCCUCCUCCCUUCGCCCCCCUGGCCCGGGCCGAGAGUUCCUCCUCAAUCUCCUCCAUCACCUCACUGAGCGCAGCCUCCACCCCCACCCUGGGGAGAGAACUCAACAUAUCCACCACAGAGGAAAAACAGCCAGCCAUGGUAUGGUUUGACCAUGGCCGGUUUUAUUUGUCUUUCGAAGGAUGCUCCAGAGGACCCAGCCCACUCACCAUGGGAGCCCAGGACACUCUGCCUGUGGCGGCUGCCUUCACCGAGACCAUCAACGCCUACUUCAAAGGAGCCGACCCCAGCAAGUGUGUGGUAAAGAUCACUGGGGAGAUGGUGCUGUCUUUCCCUGCGGGCAUCACCAGGCACUUUGCUAGCCACCCGUCUGCCCCUGUGCUCACCUUCAGCAUCAGCAACUACAGCCGGCUUGAGCAGGUCCUCCCCAAUCCACAGCUACUGUGCUGUGACACCACCAUGUCCAAUGUGGACACCAAGGAAUUCUGGGUAAAUAUGCCAAACCUGAUGAGCCACCUGAGGAGAGUGGCUGACCAGAAGCCUCAAGCAACCUACUACAAUGUGGACAUGAUCAAAUAUCAGGUGGCAGCCGAUGGGAUCCAGUCGACUCCCCUGAACCUGGCAUUGAGUUGGCGUGGCGACGCCACCAGCACGGAUCUCAGGAUAGACUACAAAUACAACAUGGAGGCCAUGGCCGCCCCCUCGCCCCUCCACAACAUCCACUUCCUGGUCCCUGUGGACGGGGGCGUGCACAAGCUCCAAGCCAUGAUCCCCACUGCUACCUGGAAACCAGAGCAGCAGAAAAUUAUAUGGAAGAUACCAAGCCUUUCCCAGAGGUCUGAAAAUGGAGGAGUGGGGGCUCUACUGGGUAGGUUCCAGUUGACAGAGGGUCCCAGUAAGCCGUCCCAGUUGGCGGUGCAUUUCACCAGCGAGGGCAGCACUCUGUCAGGCUGUGACAUCCAGCUGGUGGGGACCGGCUACAGGCUCUCGCUGGUCAAAAAGAGAUUUGCAGCAGGGAAAUAUCUGGCGGACAACUAGUCACCACUGUUGUAAAAUGACACCCUUUCACCCAUACAAUGGCUUUUGAUUGUGAGGAUGAUGAGAGUCUACUACGGAUUCUUCAUUCAGGCUACAAGCUACCAACUGGAAAAACAACUGAAACUUUACACUUGAGCCGGGAACUGUGGAUGCUGGGAUAGAAGCAACAACGGGAUGUGAUGUAAUUCACAAAGUUCACCAGGGUAUCACUUUGUUUUGACACGCUCAACACAGUAGUCUCUCACUGUUGGGGUUAAUGCAAGUAGUACAGCCUUUUCCCGUUCUGUGCACCUCGAGGGUUGUCGAGGCAAAGAUAAUGAAUUCAACACGUACGUUUAUCAAAGUCAUUUAUCAUUGGCACCACAUACAGUAAUCCAGUUUUUUUUUGUGAGAAGAAAUGUGUGAAUGGGUGAUGAUGGAAGAUUCACUGGACAGAUUUAUGUGAAAAGAUAUAGAUACUGUUAGCAUUCAUUGAUAAUUCAAUAGAUUAUGAAAAUAACUCCAUUCGCUAUGAUGACAUUUAGAUUGUAUUAUUUGAUGCUUUUUUUUCAUUUCUCGGGUUGGUAAAACUAAUAUGGCACCAGCUGGUACUGUACCAGCAGGUUGAGGCCCACAACUUGGAGUCAACGUGGAGACAACAACAUGUAUGUGGUGGUUGUGUGUUUGCUGGGAGGUCAAGUGGUUAAUGUAAUGGUUCACAUUGUUUACCUGAUUGUGGAUGGCAAAAACAAAGCAGGCUGCCUUACAGGCUGGUUAGUAGAGUUGCCUUGGACCAGAUAAAUGACUGAUCUGUUUGUCCCUUAGAGUUGUGUCCAUCUCCAGGAGGCUUAACCAAGCAAAACUGGUUGAAAUGACAUCAUUACAAUGAGAAACUGUUUGAAAUUCGUUCUUUAUGGCGUCAAUUCAACCAGUUUGAACCAGUUUGGCCCACUGGGAAAUAUAACCGGAGGACAUCAACGAAGAUGAAAAAGUGCUACAAUAAUUAUUUAUCUAAAAUAGAAUACUAAUGUACGUAUAUGUAAUGGAAGCCCCUAAUGUUAUGUUUCUUUUGUUGUUUUUCCACCGUGUGGAGUAAAUAGGUGUUUUAUCAUUUUCUAAUAGCAAUAUAUUCAAAAUCAAUUUGUAAAAAAGAGUAAAUAUGAAAGAUGUUUCCCUUUGGACAUAUGGGUGUUUCUGUGUAUUGUCAAAUAAGAGUUAUGCUAUACGGUGGUGUUAGCCUUCACAAUACAUAACCAUUUUUAAAAAUGAUCAUUUCAAGUUUCAUUUCUAACAUGGAUUUCCUGUAAUAUACUGUGACUGUCCAUGGUUAAAAAAAAAAAAAAGGUACAGCAUGAAAUCUGCGUUACUCAAGAAGUUGUUUUUGGUACAUUUUACUUUAACACAAUACUAUUUAUUUCAAGACAUUUAGGACGCACAGCAUCACACAAUAUGGAGUUGAAGAAAAAAUAGCCAUCAAGAGUCACCUCCUUAUCCAAUGCUAUUCCAACCUAGCCUGGUUAAACCAAACAGUAGUGAACGUAGCAUUCAGUCUAGUUUCACCAGGCUAAUUCAGACCUACGCCUUUUUAUAAAGUAAGUGUACUAUGUGAUUGCCUUCACUGUAACCUUUAGUCACUUCAUCGUGUUUGACCGUUCACCUAAAGCGUUGACCUUUGGCAUAAACUCCAACAACAUUACCACACUUCCAUGAUAUAUUGCAGUUAAUCCUCUUAUGCUUUUUCUUGGUUAAGGAAAUGGGAUGUUCCAGGUGAACAACAGGGAGAACAGUCAUUGAUCAUAUCAAUCAAAAUCAUUUUGGUUUAUUACAAGAAUUCAGGGAGAACAUCUCCAGAGCAGAAGCCAAGAGACAUUUCUAAUUCCCCCUUCUCUAAGCAGACCCUUAAAUUCUAAUCUGGUAGCGCCAAUGUUCUCUAAACAACAGCCAGAGUCUUCUACAAAGUCACGACAAAAGACAGUGACUUUGCCAGCUGCUACACAGUCACACAAUGUUCAUCAUGUCAUCAAUAUAAUAGCUGUGUGUCCUCGGCUCAGUGUACCUCCGGUCUGACGUCAAUCAUUGUCAACAAUAUGAGUUUCAUACAUAACAUAGAGCAUCCAGUCUAGUGACCAUCAACCUGUGAUACAAAUGAGUGUCACAAAUAGAAUACUUGAAAUCAUGUGUAUUACAUAAAAAGGCAAAAUAUAAAUAUGCUAAGAAUUGUGUUAAUUACUCUUAACUGAAUAUUAACUUUAUUACACCAACAACAAAUUAUUUUGCAUAACUAUAAUUGUUAUGCUCCUGCCCAUCUCAAGGAGAAAAUGUUUUGUGUAUUAUUUUAUGCAUUUUCACAUCAUUAUAAUGUUAAUAGCCUUACAUUACCUCAGAUGUUAUUACUCAUUUCCAAAUCAACAUAUUCAAAAGGAGUCACAAACAAUGACAAACAUCGCUUUUUGUCCUUGAUAUUAUCACUAACUAUGGUACUAUGACUCUUUUGUCCUGGUUGCAAACUUUUAUUUCUUUGUUUGCGCCUUACUGGUCCUUAAAAAAGAACGCACAAAUAUCAAACUUCUCUCCAGAUAUGUAGAAGCAGCAAUUUAUAAAGGUUUCAAUAAUGCUUACAUGUUUUAUUAUUUGCCUUAUUUUGGAUUAGCAUAUUUCCAGCCAGUAAGAGACUUUCUGUAUGUUUUUGUUCUAUGAAAUAUGUUUUUUUUUGUCUGUAUUUAUUCACUGCAUAGGACACAUUUCAUGUAAACAUUUCAUGUAAAUUUCCCAUCCAAAGAUUUUAAGAGUGAAAAUAUAAAAAAAUUAAUAUAAUGUGAUAACUUUACCUGGUUUACUUGGUAAUA